Cheilinus undulatus (humphead wrasse) is the source of this 859-nucleotide messenger RNA. Its product is annotated as protein FAM181A-like. Lineage: Eukaryota; Metazoa; Chordata; Actinopteri; Labriformes; Labridae. Bases 113 to 859 code for a protein of 248 amino acids. The record is from RefSeq and is a predicted model, not a curated record. The transcript has 2 exons.
GAGAAGUCUGAGUUUGGACUGUGGCUUCCAGAGCCUGGAUUUAUCCAGCAGCGAUCCUGAUGUUGGACUAUAAAUUCUGACAUGGACUGAUCUGAUCAAAACCUUUCCAAAAAUGGCGAACGCAGACAGUGAGGUCAAGACUUUGCUCAAUUUUGUGAACUUGGCAUCCAGCGAUAUCAAAGCAGCCUUGGACAAGUCAGCUCCGUGCAGACGCUCCGUGGAUCACAGGAAAUACCUACAGAAACAACUCAAGCGUUUCUCCCAGAAGUACUCCAGAGUCCCAAGAUGCCACGCGCACAGAUCUCCUGAGUAUGGGUGCGUGAAACCGGUGGGGGCUGCCCACCAGAGUGUGAAGGUCGUCGAGAAGGCCGGCAACUCGGAUGCUCAAGGUGUGGAGAGUUCAGGGAGCGCUGUGGAGCAGGUGCCCAUGAGGAAGCGACAGCUCCCUGCGUCGUUUUGGGAGGAACCUAAGUUGACCCAAACUAAGAGGGAGCACCCAAAUGUAGGGUUGAAAAAGCAGCAUGCAGCUGAUGGCAAUGACAAAAAGAAGAGGAGUCAUGAUGAUGGAAAAGCUGCUCUGUCUGCGGAGAAAGAGGCGCUGAAAUUGGACCUGAGCUCUCAUCACUGCGUCAGCGUGUGCGCCUGCUGCCCCUUCCAGUACCACGGACACCAGGUCCUCCACAGUCACAUUGUUGUCCCCCACCCGCCCCUGGGGCUGUGGAGCAAGGCAGCAGGGACUGAAACAGAGAGACCUGAGCAUCCUUAUGGACAGAAAAUACACACGCACGUGGUGGUCAAACCCAUCCCCACCAAACCAACCGUUCAGUCUCCCAUAUUCAGCGUGUUUGGAUUCAUUUAA